Stylophora pistillata is the source of this 2734-nucleotide messenger RNA. RefSeq names its product flotillin-2a. Lineage: Eukaryota; Metazoa; Cnidaria; Anthozoa; Scleractinia; Pocilloporidae. Gene Ontology annotation, molecular function: protease binding. Gene Ontology annotation, cellular component: plasma membrane; flotillin complex; cytoplasmic vesicle. Gene Ontology annotation, biological process: protein localization to plasma membrane; regulation of myoblast differentiation. The record is from RefSeq and is a predicted model, not a curated record.
CAAAGCGUGUCGCCAAUGUACGUGAUGAUAUUGACGUGAAGAUAUGCGAUAUGGUAUUUAAAGCAAAGCAGUUGAAAACUAGUCUCUCACCAGAUUGGAAGACAUUUUUAAGGUUUAAAAGCAGAACUGUCCUUACAAUAAUCUAACGCAAGGUUCGCCCGAACUAAUUGAGCGAUGGGAAACUGCCAUAUGGCAAGCGACAGGGAGGCCGUUGUUGUCUCAGGUGGAUGUUGCAUUCCUCGAACUCAGCAGUACAAAGCGGUUGCGGGCAAACGGAGUUGUCUGUGGGCCUGGGCUGGACUUACUAAAGUUGAUAGGUUAACCCUGGAUGUACUUACGUUUAAAAAGGUUUACAGGAAUGUCAAAACGGCGAGGGGUGACCAAGCUUCUGUCUCAAUCAUUGCCGAGGUACAAAUCAUGCAGGAUCUUCAACAUUUCGCAAGAGCAAGUGAUUACUUCCUGGGAAAAACCACAGAUGAAAUAUCUGAUGUUGUUCUUCAUGUUUUCGAGGCACAUCUUCGUGAUGUCUACGAACAGUUAAUUCUGAAAUGCAUCGAAGAAGAUGCAAACCAUUUUUCAGUAAAAGUACAGAAAGCAGCCACUCCGGACCUAUGGGAUCUGGGGGUGUUGAUUCAUAACUUUUUCAUCACGGACGUCACAAGGGAGGAUUUGUAAAAGUCGCAAUAGAACUCAAAGAAUGAUGGACAUUGAGAUCAAUGAAGUACAAUGUGUUGAGAACGAGGUUGACCACGGAGAGCUCGGCGAGUUUGCUAUUUGCCUCUCAGUUCCUAUGAGCUAUCUGUAAGGAACCAGCAACUAACACAUAAAGUAGAUUCUCUGUUUAGUUCCGGGUGUGGGAGGCACUAUCACAGAAAAGGACGUAUCAAAAUAACAGUUCCUUUAGAGAAAGAUAUAUGUAACUUUUCAAUAUCAAGUUAAGAAAGCCCUUCAAUAGAGCCGCCUGUCUCAGGCAUGCGUUGUUUCAUAUAUUCCCACCGUCGCCGGAUGUGAUAUAGCGACAGACUAUAUUGCAGGAAAGGAGGCCAAAUAUUUGACAGCAAACAGCGGAAGUGUAUAAGUUUGGCUGACGUACAAGAAUGCCAGUAUGCAUUGGAACCUCCCAAAGAACCUACCUUAAGUCACUUUUUGCACAAUCUAAUGGUAUCAUCAAACACGUUGCAUACAUCACAUUGCCUCACGUCUGAUUUGAACCUUGUUCACCAAUUUUCGGACGUUCAUGAUUCUCCUACGUAUUUUGAUGCACUCCAAGUCUGACCAAUUAUACAUACAGGGCGCAAUAGAAUCGAACUUGUAUUAAACAGUCAGUUCAGUGUCGAGGUUCCGAAUUUGUUUCCUCUUAAACACUGUUAUUUCCAACUCUAUUAAGUGGUCUUGGUCUCCCUUUAUUGAAUUCUUUUUAAUCCAACUUUUUUAAACGUUCAGUUCGGGCGAAGUCACUCAAAUAAAACAGCAUAAUCUUGCAAGUAAAAUUUAAUUUAUGUUUAUCUCCCCAAAUUUGCAUUUUUAAGCGAGGUUUUGAACAUUAAGUGGUUAAUUAUGGCAUAAAAUGGCGUUCUUACCGUUUCUUUUCUGUGUAACCUGUAUUGAGCAGUCACUCACCUAUUUACCGUGGGUGAAUCCUUAAUACAGGUUCGACUGCAUGUUCAAGUAGUUUUGUUAUUUCUGUCUAAUCCCAUUGAGAAAACAAGGGACAUUUUUUUACAAAGUUCAAAUUAACGGUGUUAUACUUUGUUCGUAAGAAACACUUUGCCCAGCUUUUCUUACUCAAGGUUAGCGACUUGUUCGAUAAAUGUUCGAUAUGCUACACGAAUGUGUAGCAUUAACCAGUUGGUUACAAGUGCCUACAUGACAUACUAUUCAUGUAAAAUUUGAAUAAAUGGUUUUAUCAUCAAUACUUACAUGGGAUUGUCAGAACUACUUAUCAAACCAAUUCCAAGUGCCUUUUGUGAUGUUUACUCUUAACAUGUUUGUGUACCCAGAUCCUCUCAGUACAGUAUACUACGCCAGACUACAGGCGUUUAUACGGUUGAGCUUCUCAGUUUAAUUCCGCAUGAAGAACACUGACAGUUGCUUAUUUAAUUCCACGUGAGGAACACUUACAGUUGCUAAAUUUAGCGCCUCCUCGCCUACGCCUACUCGAUUUUCCUGUUCUGUUCGACAUUAUUCUAGCGUUCCUAACUCUAGACCAGCCAUCUCAACCGCAUAUUCGAUACCAGCGCAACUCGGAAAGGCCAACCAUUUUACCUUAGCUUUUAUUCAAAGUAAACAUACCAGGUGCAACAUGAUACCCAUUUAUCGCGAUUGGAUGUGUUGUUCUCUUUUCGCAGCAAAACCUCAAAAUAUCUAGUCAAUAAUGUUCUCCCGACAAUCGAAGUAAUAACCAGCUUUGAGAAGUUAAAAUCUUUAGAAAAGAACCUAUUAAAAUUUCAAUCAGUUACCUCGUUUUCCUAUUAGGGCUGUACUAUGGAAACUGAAUAGUUUUAGUCUGCUAGAUAAGUUUCACUCGGCCUAUCUACGUGGCAACGGAUAAAGAUCUGAUCUUUGUGUCGCUCUGUAGUGUAUUUCGGUACAUACGGUCACAUAGCGUUACCACUGUAAGGAACUUUUAAUCAUGCCGUAAGUCUAAUAUCCUAAGUAAAGGUAAAAUAACUGAUUACGAGUAUUGUACGGUAAAUAUAUCAUCUUGAUUACUGAAUAAAGUACAGUUGAAUUA